Messenger RNA from Chaetura pelagica (chimney swift), 756 nucleotides. RefSeq names its product forkhead box protein L1. Gene Ontology annotation, molecular function: RNA polymerase II cis-regulatory region sequence-specific DNA binding; DNA-binding transcription factor activity, RNA polymerase II-specific. The transcript is spliced from 3 exons. Lineage: Eukaryota; Metazoa; Chordata; Aves; Apodiformes; Apodidae. The record is from RefSeq and is a predicted model, not a curated record. Gene Ontology annotation, biological process: regulation of transcription by RNA polymerase II; cell differentiation; anatomical structure morphogenesis. The coding region runs from base 1 to 756 and encodes 251 amino acids.
AUGUUCGACAACACGCAGUACCCCUAUAACUGCUUUAAUUACGAUGGGGAUGAUUACCCGACCUGUAGUUCUGACGAAGAGAAAAAAUUCACCAGACCGGCUUACAGCUACAUUGCCUUAAUUGCAAUGGCCAUCCAGCAAAGUCCUUCAAAUAAAGUCACCCUCUCUGGCAUUUAUGACUUUAUAAUGAAGAAAUUUCCUUACUACAGAUCAAAUCAAAGAGCCUGGCAGAACUCCAUCCGACAUAACUUAUCGCUUAACAGUUGUUUUGUAAAGGUUCCCAGAACUGAGGGGAAUGAGAAGGGGAAAGGAAACUAUUGGAGCUUUGCAACGGGAUGUGAGUCCAUGCUGGAUCUCUUUGAAAAUGGGAAUUACAGGCGAAGACGAAGGAGGAGGAAUGUGAAAAGGGAACACAAGGAGCACAGACCAAGCAGAGGAAAAAGUCCUUUGUCGCCUGAUAAGUCUUCUACGGACUCCGCUCUAAAUAUUUCCUCUUCUGAAAGUAAACAUGAAAGAGUUGAAUCGGGACCAAGAUUAUUGGAGCCUCGUGGGUUUGCUCCAAACAGCAUGAGCAGCAGGCAGAGCCGAAGCAAUUCCUCCUUAGCAAAAUCGGAUUCUGAAAUUAAAUUCAGCAUCGAUUACAUUCUUUCAGCCCCCGACCCUUUGCCUGUCCUGAGAUCUCAGUACAAUAUGCAAGAAAAUAAGUAUCAUCUCCUGGAGGCCCAGCAAAUUAAUCUCCAGUUCUGGACAAUGUGA